Sphaeroforma arctica JP610 is the source of this 324-nucleotide messenger RNA. RefSeq lists its product as hypothetical. Gene Ontology annotation, cellular component: cytosol. Gene Ontology annotation, molecular function: flavin adenine dinucleotide binding; [methionine synthase] reductase (NADPH) activity; FMN binding. The record is from RefSeq and is a predicted model, not a curated record. Lineage: Eukaryota; Ichthyosporea; Ichthyophonida. The transcript is spliced from 3 exons. Bases 40 to 324 code for a protein of 94 amino acids. Gene Ontology annotation, biological process: homocysteine metabolic process.
CAGCUGUGGAAAACGUUGCGUCAUCGGACCGAGACGUAUAUGACGUUGUCGUACACCAUUUUGGGCCUGGGCGAUACAAACUACAGCCACUUUAACCAGUUUGCCAAGGACCUUCACAGGCGCCUGCAGACCCUACAGGCGAGCUGCUUCCUAGAUGUGGGCUAUGCCGACGACGCGUUAGGCCUGGAGAAUGUGGUUGAACCAUGGAAGAAGACACUCUACGCACAUCUGACAAACUCCGUUGCGGCGCAAACUGUGAGCUCUACUUCGUCACUCACUUCACGCGCGAUGAGUGUUGCGGGGGUACCACCACAGCUCAGGUAG